AAAUAAAUACGAACAGUCUGGCAGCACGUAUUUCACAGCUCCGUGACUGCAUCGAAAUAAGAUAUCGAUAGAUAAAUGCUUAUUCGUCAUUGCAAUUGAGAAAAUGAAAACAGCUAAGCUACGAUAAAGAUAUAUUGCUAUAUUUUAGAGAUUACCUUCAUACAUUAUAAAGAGCGUUUAUUAACAGACUCACUAUGGACACGACAAAAAGUGUAAAAAAUUCAUCAAAUUCCUUAGCUAGUACCAGUUCAAAUUCCAGUGACAAAAUGAACUGCGCAUUGCAAGUGGCAUUGCAGACAAUGAAAGAGCGCUGCAUACAAUUGCAACGACGUGUUUCCAACAUGGAGGAGGAAAAUCAACGCUUGCGUGAGGGUACUCAGGGCUCAGCAGCCGUCGCCAAUAGCAAUACUCUUGAGAACACAGAUAGCAGUAAUGAUGUUCUAUCGCUACGUUCGCAAUUGCAUGAAUUACAGCGCCAAAAGGAACAGCUGGAGGAUCAAAUUAGCAUGGUGUCUAAUGAGAAUCGCAGACUUUGGUCGCAUCUAUCAAAAAUUUCCAAAGACCAGCAACACGAAAUGAAAGACGAUGAAGUAGCCAUUCCUGCACAUGCUCGAAGCACAGGGAAAGUUUCAAUUGGUGCCAAUCAGAACCUCAUUCGUUCUAAGACAUUUACUCAGCACUCGCCAAAUCCACACCUACGUCAGAAGAUGAAAACAGAGGUCAGUUUAGAGGAGAUCCCACUGGACGAAUUUGAUGCUAGCGAGGUAGAAUUGGGAUAUCCAUGUGGACUGAAUGUGGACGACCCUAGCACUGUCAAUGAACUAGAUACCAAUGUCGAUGCAAAGCAGUGUAUGGAAGGCUUGCAGGAUCUGCGCCGUGAAGCAAUGAAGCAACAGCAAGAGCUUAAUUCUGCCCUUUCACAGCUGGAGACUCGUAUUGCGGUGCAUCCGUGUCCGGAGUGUGUUCGCAAGGCUGCCAACAAGCCGGAAAUGGCUGAUAAAAGCUUAGAGACUGAAGAUCCCACAGAGCCCAAGCGAUACAGCAACAAUGAGCACACAAUAAGCCAAGUGCUCGACACAACCAAUGGGCAUACAACAGCAGUGUUGCCCGCUCCCCGCCUAAACUUCAUACAAGAAAAGCUUAAGGCUGAUGCCAUCGACAAAACGUGCCCCAUGUGCGGCAAGUUGUACACUAGCCAAGUUUCAUUCAAAGCGUUUCAGGAACAUGUCGAAAUGCACUUCAUUGACGAGACGCUUGAUGUGGAUGCAAGCAUGGAGCGACAGUUCGAGUUCGUUUCUCAUGCAGUCGGUGAUUUCUGACCCAACAAACUUAUUUACUUUGCAACAGAGCUUUAACAGCAACAAAUAUAAUUUGUUUCACUAGCAAUGCAUUGUUAAUGUUAUUGCAGUUAAGCAGCAGUUAGUAAUUUGAUAAUGAAAAUUGUAUAGACUAAG
Messenger RNA from Drosophila hydei, 1454 nucleotides. RefSeq names its product protein spindle-F (gene spn-F). The coding region runs from base 195 to 1319 and encodes 374 amino acids. Lineage: Eukaryota; Metazoa; Arthropoda; Insecta; Diptera; Drosophilidae. The transcript is spliced from 2 exons. The record is from RefSeq and is a predicted model, not a curated record.